Messenger RNA from Peronospora matthiolae, 813 nucleotides. The record is from the annotation of a GenBank genome assembly. NCBI's taxonomy places the organism in Eukaryota, Oomycota, Peronosporomycetes, Peronosporales, Peronosporaceae.
AUGGACGCCGACUACCACCAUGUGGUCGACAACUGUGAAGAAGCAUGGACAGCGUGGUCGCGGUUGAAGAUGCUCUAUGGUGGGUCGCAGAAGGCGGGACGCAUCUACCUCAAGCGCCAGCUGUUCAGCAUCAAGAUGGCGGAAGGUGCCAACGUCUUGCACCAUUGCAACGAAGUCUUGAACAUCGGCGCCAAGCUCAGCAGCAUCGGUGCCAAGAUGGAAGACGAAGACAUUGCGAUCUGCUUGCUGCUCAGUCUCCCGAAGAGUUUCGAGAACGUGGUUCUGAACUUGGAGAUGAGCAAUGCAGAGCUGCGCACGCAAGAUGUGGUCAAGGUGCUGACUAACGAGCACAUCAAGCGACAAGGCGAGAAGAUGACAACGGCAACGACAACGGUGAAGACUGAAGAUGCGACAAAGGCAUUCAGUACCGAGCGCAAGCCCUACCAAUGCACAUACUGCGGCAAGGUGGGGCACACGGCAGAGCGUUGCUGGACGAAGCAAAAGGAUGAAAGUCGAGGAGCCCAACGCGGCGGCAAUGGUCGUGGACGCGGGGCAAACAAUGUCCAGUGGCGACAUUAUGAUGAAGGCAACAGCUACGAUCGAGUGGCGUUUGCAGUUUCGUUCGAAUGCGGAGUUUCGACGAACAAGAAUGGACCAGGAAUGUGGGCCGUUGACAGCGGGGCAACACAUCACAUCUGCCACGACAAGUUCAAGUUUGCAAGCUUGGUCGAAGGCAAUGAUGACGAGAUCCUGGUGGCUGAUGGCAACAAGGCGGCCAUCAAAGGUGUGGGGGGACCAUCGUGGAAAAGGUGA